Molecule: messenger RNA, 96 nt
Organism: Parastagonospora nodorum SN15
Lineage: Eukaryota; Fungi; Ascomycota; Dothideomycetes; Pleosporales; Phaeosphaeriaceae
Exons: 2
Coding region: 1-96 (31 amino acids)
Source: RefSeq, a predicted model, not a curated record
AUGUCCGAACACUUAGCCCCAUACAAGCUACUUGUGACAUGUGUCGUGAGUCUGGCAACCUUCAGCCUCGUGCACCGUCACACACCUACGGAGUAA